Messenger RNA from Microtus oregoni (creeping vole), 1461 nucleotides. RefSeq lists its product as uncharacterized. The transcript has 4 exons. Gene Ontology annotation, biological process: virion assembly. The record is from RefSeq and is a predicted model, not a curated record. NCBI's taxonomy places the organism in Eukaryota, Metazoa, Chordata, Mammalia, Rodentia, Cricetidae.
AUGGGACAACAAAUAACUACCCCCUUAACUUUGACUUUAGACCACUGGAAAGAGAUUGAGGACAGAGCUCGCAACCAGUCUAUGUGCAGGAGCGACCGACCGAAACAGAAGUCCCAGACCCAGACACCACCAAUCCUCACUGACAACCAGUCCGACCUCCUGCUUUUUGACCCUCCUCCUCCCUAUCCCCAGCCUCUUCUGCCCCAGGCCGAGGCAGCCCCCCCUCGCUGCUCCUGUUCCCGAGAGGAAAAACAGCGCGUUUUCCUUGAAGCUCGGAAAAAUGUCCUAGGAGCUGACGGAAGGCCAACCCAGUUGCCAAAUGAGAUAGAGGAUGCCUUCCCUUUGACCCGACCCAAUUGGGACUUCAAUACUCCAGCUGGUAGGGAGCGACUUUGUCUCUACCGCCAAAUUCUGUUAGCGGGUCUCCCAGGAGCCGGCAGACGGCCCACUAAUUUGGCUAAGACCACAGAAAGAAAAGUUAAUUUAAACACUGGUCAGGUGACUCAUUCCUUCCUCAUGGUGCCAGAAUGCCCCUACCCACUGCUGGGCACAGACCUCCUGUCCAAAGUUGGGGCACAAAUUCACUUCUCAGAAAAUGGGGCCUCAGUCACUGACAAUACCGGCCAGGCUCUUCAAAUUCUAACUUUAAGAUUAGAGGACGAACAUAGACUGUUUGAACUGCCUCCUCCCUCGGAGCUGCCCAUUGAGGACGAAUGGCUCCAUGAUUUCCCCCAGGCCUGGGCGGAAACCGCAGGUAUGGGGCUGGCAAGCAAUCAGCCUCCUCUGAUAAUAGAGCUAAAACCAUCAGCCACUCCAGUUUCCAUAAGAUAAUACCCCAUGAGCCGCGAGGCCCGAGAAGGAAUCAGGCCCCAUGUUCAGAGACUUUUAACACUGGGCAUCUUAAAGGCCUGCCAUUCCCCCUGGAACACACCUCUUCUCCCAGUGAAGAAGCCAGGCACAGGGGACUACAGACCAGUCCAAGAUUUAAGGGAACUUAAUCGCCACACUCUAGACAUUCAUCCUACGGUGCCCAAUCCUUAUAAUCUCUUAAGUACCCUGCCUCCAACCCAUGUAUGGUACUCAGUACUUGAUUUAAAAGAUGCUUUUUUCUGUCUGAGACUUAGCCCUCAGAGCCAGCCAUUGUUUGCCUUUGAAUGGAAAGAUCCCGAUUCAGGAGUUUCUGGGCAGCUCACCUGGACGAGACUACCCCAGGUAUUCAAGAAUUCUCCAACUCUAUUCGAUGAGGCCCUACACCAGGAUCUGGCCAGUUUUCGCACCACCAGUUCAGAGGUAAUCUUACUCCAAUAUGUAGAUGACCUCCUGCUGGCCGCAGAUACUGAGCAGAAAUGCCUACUCACCAGAUUAGAUGAAUUGGGCUACAGGGCAUCUGCUAAAAAGGCACAGAUCUGCAAGAAGCAAGUAGCCUACCUGGGGUACCCCUUGGAGGGUGGACAGAGAUGA